Anthostomella pinea is the source of this 1059-nucleotide messenger RNA. NCBI's taxonomy places the organism in Eukaryota, Fungi, Ascomycota, Sordariomycetes, Xylariales, Xylariaceae. The record is from the annotation of a GenBank genome assembly.
AUGGAGUGGUCAAAACUGGUCAUACCGGCCCUCCUAGCGUUCCAAACCACGAUAGCAGCCGGCGGCUUUACCGCAUUCAAGGACUCGGCUUACACCCAGCCGCUGGAGAUCACAUCAGACGAAGAGACGAUCGUGAACACGCUCGUAACCGACCGGUCCAUCACGGACUGGGACCUCGCUGCGGGACGAUGGUACGACGCCAUGGAAUACCACAACGCGACCUCGUCGGGGUCCGCCAGCGGCACGGGGUCGGCAGAUGUAUGUCCAGCAGGCGUGGCAGACGAUCAACCCGCUGCCGGGGAGUCUCAUCCUGAGGGUGGCCAUGCCCGGAUGCUACUAUUCGUCGCUAGUGGUAUGUUAUCUAUCUCAGUUGACGAAGUAGCCAUUGAUGAGCGGGACCUCGUCGACUCUGCCGGUGAAAAGGCAGAGACCGCUAAGCGUGCCCCCGUCUCCAACGCCGGUCGUGCGGUCGACUACGUGAAGGCUUCGAAGAGGAUCAUUUCCGGCGAUCCCCUUGUCGGGCGUGACGAUGUGCCUGCGUGUACCAUCUCAAGGGGAGCAGGGACUCCCUACAAGACCAGCGGGAUCCAGCGUUCCGUGACGCAGCCCGAGAUCUGCGACACGGGCCCCGGUACGUGCUCGCACUCGGUCUCUGUGAGCACGGAGGCCAGCACGGCCCUGUCGAAAUCGUCGUCGAGUUCCUGGACCGUUACUGGCGGAGGCUCCAUCGCCGUCGACGCCGGAGUCGACUUCGUCGUCGACACCAAGGUCACGACCACUUUCAGCUACAGCGUUGCCAAGGCGUGGAGCAGUGAGACAGGGACGACAAUUACGACGAGCACCACGAACGGGACGACGCAGACGUUGGUGCUGCAGGUGGGCACCACGGCUUUUUUAUCGUUUACGCCCGACUACCAGUGCUGGCAGAGCGAUGCCAACUGUGGUAAGGAUGCGGACGGCAACGAUAUCAUUGUAUCGGGUGUCGACUUUUGCCAGCCAUUGACUGGCGGCGAUGGGAAGCUGUCGGGAACUUGCAAUGUGGUGUAUAUCUCCAACUAA